ACGAGAAAAAUACGACAUCUCCUUCGACGCAUUUUUAGAGAAAUGGAAAGAGCCGAACGGACGCAUGGUCAAAAAUAUAACCAAAUUCAUACGAGAAACAAAAAUCUCACUUUGAAUAGAACCAAGCAAGACAUGAAACAUGCAGCAUAAACGAAAAGCAUAACACCACUCAUCUGACAAACAGACCAAGCAGAAAAACAACAGACUCCGCAACCGGGUAGAUGACUCUUGAGCAGUCCUAGGACUCAGUCGAAAGCCCAAACGAAACAGUUAACCUUUGAAUAUGUGGGGGGAACAAUAGUUGCUCAUACGCAUAGAAGGCUAUACCCUGUUUCAACAAAAUAGAAGAAGAAGAAGAAGAAGGAAUAAGCCCGGGAACGCGCCUGUAUUGAUUCAUUACUACAUCGAAAACAAUUCCAAAUGGGUGGUGGCGAUCUGAACACGAAGAAAUCAUGGCAUCCAAACACGAUGAAAAAUCAGGAGCGCGUGUGGAAGGCAGAACAACAGGAAGCAGCCGAAAAGCGUCGUCUGAAUGAAUUGCGCCGCGAAAUUGACGAAGAACGCAAUCGGGAAGAGCUGAAAAGCAUCGGACAAAAAUCGGGCAUCCUUCCGAGCGAUGAGGGUGACAAGAAACUCGAAUGGAUGUACCGCGGUCCAUCACAGCUGGUCAAUCGCGAAGAGUACCUGCUGGGGCGAACGAUCGACAAAACGUUCGAAGAUUUGGACGCACAGGAAAAAGCAUCAAACUCUACGUUCGGUGUUGCUCAACCGAAAAAUCACGUCGAACAUGAGUGCAUCCCGUUCUCGAUCCGCCAGCACAAGGAUGUGCUCAGUAACGAUCAGGUUGAUCUUGCCCGGAAGCUAAUGGAGGAUCCGCUGAUGUUGAUCAAGCAGAAAGAGAUGGAAUCCCGGCAAAAGAUUCUUCAAAAUCCGGUCAAGCUGAAAGAGUUGCACCGGCUGCUGAAGGGAGAUCAAAGCUUGAAAGCUUCGACGGAGGAAAAGAAAAGUCAUCGGAAAAAGGAGAAAAAGAGCAAAAAAAGCAAGAAAAGCCAAAAGAAAAAGAGUAAAAAGCACAGCGAUAGCAGCGAGUCGGAUGACAGCGAUAGUGAGGGCAGUGCCGAUUUGGAUAAACUUUUAGCGGAAAAGUAUAAGAAAGUGGCUGGGGAGCAGCAAGAAGCGGUGAGCAUUAGCAAACUGCUGACCAUGAAGUUUGAUAAAUUGUCCCAAGAGCUGGAUGUGAUGGGCAGCGGUGGUAGUAAAAAGAAAAAGUCACGACGCGAUCGAAGCGAAUCGUCCGAUUCGUCUGAAUCCGAUAGGAGAGGCUCACGGAAGCGUGGCGAUAAUCGUCACGGAAAGCGGGACAAGCGCGAUUCCAGAAGUAGAGAAAGGGGAAGAAACAUACGGAAAGACUCUCGGUCGCGUGAAGUGAGGAAAGGUAGAAGGGGAUCUUCCGAUGACAGUACACCGGAUCGUAAACGCGAUAGAAACGUGGCCAAUUCGGCACGAGAUAGGAGUAGGGAAAAACAUAGAAAUAAGUCACCUGGUCGCUCAAGCAACCGAUCUCCCGCUCGCAAAAUAUACCCAACAAAAGACAAACACAGUCGAGGACGUUCCCGAUCAAGAUCAGCGGAAAGGAAAAGGGGAAAGGGCGACAAACGCCGGUCUCGUUCCCGGUCGAGAUCGGUGGAAAAGAAAAAGGAGAAGGACACUAAACGUCGAUCCCGUUCCCGAUCGCCAACAGUAGAAAAGAACAAAGCGAAGAACGCCAACCGUCGCUCCCGCUCUCGAUCGACAUCAGCGGGAAGGAAAAAGGCAAAAGACACCAAAGCUAGAUCACGUUCGCGAAGUCCACGCAAGCAAAGUUACACUCCAACAAAGCAGAAACCAUCAACUAAACCACGCAGGACCCCGUCUAGCUCAUCAUCAUCGUCAUCGUCCGAUUCGCAUUCUGACGCUGCGGAACAACAACCGGCCCAAACGCGUCACCCAUUCACUGGAGAUUCUGACGAUGAAAGACGCAUCAAAAAGAUACGCAAUUUUGGGCUUGUAACCGCUGCCGGCGAAAAGCUAGACUCGUCAUCAUCCCGCCCGGAAGUGCGACUGUACAAACGCGAAGAGAUAAAGGCAGAACAGUCGAAGCAGAAGCCAACCUGGACCAAACCAACGGAGAAGAAGCGGCCCCUAAGCGAACGGGAGCUGGAAGAGAAGCGUCUUGCAAUGAUGAGCAAUGCACAGUGGCGCGAAAAGGAGCGGGAAACGAACGUGAAGCGGUACGAGUCGGAGGAUCAUCGUGAGGAGGUUACAGUAAGCCGGGACUACGAUAAGGAGUUCCUGACGAAGCAGUUCAAGCGAGCAGCUGCCAGUGAAACGGUAGAGUCACGCAUACGCUCCAAUCGCAACAAUAUUCAACGGUCGAACGGUGCCAUGGACAGGAAUUUCGUGAAGCGAUGAGCCAACCAACUGUAUUGUGUGAAUGGUACAAAAUUGCCCUGUUGUAUGGAGAAGGUCGAAAUAAAUUGAAUUAUUUGAUGAAGGCAUCACCUGUGGGACGGCGAUUCUUUGCCGCACCCUGUGAACGAAAUGAA
Messenger RNA from Anopheles stephensi (Asian malaria mosquito), 2585 nucleotides. Its product is annotated as pre-mRNA-splicing factor CWC25 homolog. Bases 421 to 2451 code for a protein of 676 amino acids. Gene Ontology annotation, cellular component: U2-type spliceosomal complex. The transcript has 2 exons. Lineage: Eukaryota; Metazoa; Arthropoda; Insecta; Diptera; Culicidae. The record is from RefSeq and is a predicted model, not a curated record. Gene Ontology annotation, biological process: mRNA splicing, via spliceosome.